AUGGUUGUUGUAAAUACAAGUGGAAGUGCUCUGUAUCAAUACCUAGCAUGUUAUUCUGCUAUACUGGCAAUUGUAUCCAGCGGCUUUCAUUACGGUUGGCCAUCACCAACAUUACCAAAACUUCUAGCCGAGGACUCCCUAAUUCCCAUAACCGAAGAUGAAGGAUUUUGGCUUGCCACUAUGCCUUUAUUCGGUGCUUUUGUUGGUUCGCUUACAAAUCCGUUGAUAGUGGACAGAAUAGGAAGACACAAAACGAUAUUAUUAACAUCAGGGCCGUAUCUAAUGGCGUGGAUUAUGAUCUAUUUUGCAAGAAACGUUCCUAUGAUGUAUAUUGCGAGAUUCAUCGCUGGAAUAUCAGAUGGUUGGAGCUUCUCUUCCGUUCCAAUGUACACUGGAGAGGUAUCAGAUGCAAAUAAAAGAGGCAUGUUUGCCUCGUGGAGCAGUAUUUCAUUUAUUUUUGGAAUUUUAGCUGUAACUUUGUUGGAUCCUAUUGAGUAUACAACACACUGCAAUAGUAGGCGGCGCCAUACUGUAUUAUUGAUUUUAACGUUCAUGUGGAUGCCUGAGUCUCCUUAUUAUUACAUCGUCAAGAACAAUUUAGAAGGUGCUAAGAAAAGCCUUAAAAUUUUUAAGAGGAUCAAAUGACGUGGAUACGGAAUUGAACAGAAUCGACAAAGCAGUCAAGCUGACCUUACAAAAACCCGCACAAAUCCCCUACAUCUAUUCACCCUAAAAAGAAAAUCGAAAGCUGUACUCAUAAUGUUGUUAUGCCGAGGAACACAACAGUUUUCUGGUAACUCAGCGAUAUCGUUUCUACGCUCAGAACAUAUUUAACUCAGCCGGUAACUUCAUGUCUGCUGAGCUGGCUUCCAAUCUGUUUUUUCCUAACUCAGUUAAUAGUUACAAUAUUGGCGUCGACCAUCGUCGACAAAGUUGGAAGAAGGCCUUUAAUAUUGAUAUCUGUAUCUGGAGUAGGAAUCACUUUAAUGAUAGAAGGAAUAUAUUUUUAUUUAAAAACCUUAAUAGAUGUUAGCAGUUUUGCGAUGGUACCGUAAUAGCGCUCUUAGUAUAUGUUAUCUUUUUCAGUAUCGGUUCUUCAAGGCGUUCCAAUUAUCAUUUUAAGUGAAGUUAUUUAACGCUGAUAUUAAAUCAGUUGCACUGGGAUUCGCAGACAUUUAUUUUGCUAUUCAUUGCCACCCUUACGUCAAAGUUCUUUCAACUUACCAGAGAUCACUACGGUAUGUUUGUCCCGUUUAUUUCCUUCUCUACAAUUUGUGCCAUUGCGGUUGUUUUGAUGUUCUUUAUGGUUCCUGAGACGAAAGGCAAGACCUUGGAGGAGAUUCAGGAUUAUUUUAAAGGAGUCAAACAUUCCAAAUCAACAAGUGAAAUCUAGUAAUGCUUGA
Messenger RNA from Diabrotica balteata, 1403 nucleotides. The record is from the annotation of a GenBank genome assembly. Lineage: Eukaryota; Metazoa; Arthropoda; Insecta; Coleoptera; Chrysomelidae.